Molecule: messenger RNA, 1299 nt
Organism: Necator americanus (New World hookworm)
Lineage: Eukaryota; Metazoa; Nematoda; Chromadorea; Rhabditida; Ancylostomatidae
Exons: 9
Coding region: 1-1299 (432 amino acids)
Molecular function (GO): protein binding
Source: RefSeq, a predicted model, not a curated record
AUGAAUCGAUCACGGUUGCUUUGGCGGGUCACCAAAAAGAAAAUCCUCGAAUGUCAACACAGGUUAAAAAGUCUCAUGAAAAAGGCACCGAAGACUGCACCUGCAGUUGUGCUCGAUGAUCUUGUGAUGGAGGAAGUCCUGAAACAUUUGGAUCUCACCGAUCGAGUAAAAAUGAGAGGGGUUUCGCGGCAUAUACAGGCGCUUGUGGAUCGUAUGCCGUUAGUUCUUCCCUUUAUCUUCAUUCGAUCAGAUGCACGUGGGAAUAUUGAGCUUCAUUGUGACUAUAUGGACGUGUUGGCAGGCUAUGUGCUUGCCGAUCUCCCUGGCUUCAAAAUCGUCGAUGAUGCAAUUACAUUCAACUACACGAACGCGCGUUCAGUGAUGACUGCUCUUGUGUCACGCAUCACUGGUGUCACUCACUUAUGGCUGGAUUCACCAUGGAAUGGUCACAUUAUACAAACCAUUGUCGAAUAUUAUCAGGCUAUCAAUAGCGGAUCAAACAGAAUGAGGUUCCAUCUGGAAGAACUUACUGUAGUCGGGAGUAUCAGAGCAAGUGACGCUGAUUGGAUAUCCUCGCUGAUCCUCCUCUCCCGCCGCACUAUUUCAUCGCUACGCUUUCGUCAUUGUCGUCUACACACGCAUCAACAAACCGUACAGCUGUGGUCUGCGGUGUCCCAAUGUCAAGCACUCUCGCGGUUACAGUAUGAACCCUGUCGUUUGGAUAAAUGGAGCAGACCGCAUUUAAUCGAAGCGUUGGACAAGAAACCCCUCGAAUCCUUAAUCCUAACAGGAAUUUACGACCUCCAGCCAUCAGAUCUGUUCCGUAUGAGCAGCGGUGGGAGAUUGGUGGAGCUGGCUGUUGUUGGAGAGCAGAUAAAACCCACAAUAUUCUCUUCAAAAGACGCAAAGACGAUGGUUGAGAAGCUUGAGAACCUACUUAUACAAGUAGAUUCCACGUUCUCCAUUGAUGACUUACCAGACAGAUCCGCACUUUUGCGGGUAUUGACUACAAUGCCGGAAGUUGGCGUGUUGGAAGUGAUCCACAUCUGUCAUGGAACGGUCGCUGAUACGGCGAAAGUUAUUGGCUACUGGAUCCAACUGGCCAGCGAUUCUUCAAGAGAGAUAAAAUUGAAGUUGGAGGAGUGCUCACAAGAACGUGCUGAUGCCGCCGUUGGCCGACUCUUGCGGAAGGUCCGUGGCAUCGGUCAUAGCGGGUGGACAAAAGGUGGAGUGGCGAUGCAAAUGGGUGAAGGACGGUUAACAGUUCUGGACAAGAGGGCGUGGUUUGGAGACGAGUGA